AGAGUUGUAACGCUACAUUUUUUUAUUUGGCGAUCUCUAGAUCUCGCUAGAUCUGGACUUGUGGGACCUUUCUCCUCCCAAAAGGUGUGAAAGGUAAGUUAAUUUAAAAGAAAAUUAAAGUAAUUGAUUUCCGGUAAAUAUUUCAAUCAGCUCUAAUACACCUGUCAAUGGUUUCCCCCAGCGGGGGAUCAGGCAUACCCACGGGGCUAGGCAUAAAAUUGAAGAAGGACUAAGCCCGAAACGUUUAGAUUACCAGCGGAUGUUUGACACUUUUAUAUCUGAUUUAUCAGCAGUGUCACGCAUCCUAUGGGUUUUUUUGUUUAUUCCUACGGAAUGAAAUUGUCUCCCCUGGGUUGGGAGUUUGACAAGACUGUGUUGCCCAAGGACCAAGAAGAUUGUUAACAUUGGGUUGAUGGGGACAGUAGAAGUACCAUACAAACCAUAAGACCUACCUUCAAGCCUGACAUUUUGGCGCGUACCUGAUCGUAGACGUUGAAAAGUGUAACUGAUGAGUGGAAGAUGAGCGGUGAUACAAAGUAUGAUGUUGCAGUCAUUGGCGCUGGGAUUUCUGGAAUUGUAACAGCAAAAUGUCUUCUGGAUGACAAAUUCAAGAUCAUUGUUUAUGAGAAGACUGGGCACAUUGGAGGCCUGUGGCAGUUUACAGAAGAUGGAUACGGAGUCAUGAGCUUUACCCAUAUCAAUGUCUCCAAGCAUAACUACUGCUUCUCUGACUUCCCAUUUCCUGAUGAUGUGCCUGAUUACCCACACCACACCCACAUGGCAGAGUAUAUCAACAGCUAUGCUGAACACUUUGGUAUCAAGGAUCAUAUUAGUUUCAGUACCAAAGUGGUUAGAGUUGAAAAAGUCUCUGAGGGGUGGAAAAUAACAUCUGUCAAAGUUGACAAUGAAGGAAAAGAUCAACACAUCUACAAGGAAACAUUUGUCAAGUUUGUUGCCAUAGCAACUGGGCAUCAUGCCAAGCCAAGCAUGCCACAUUUUGAUGGCCAGGAAACAUUUCCUGGGAGAAUUUUUCACAGUGUAGAAUACAAAAAUGCCACAAGUAAUGGUCUUGUGGGAAAGAAAGUUGUUGUAGUAGGAAUCGGUAACAGUGCUGUUGAUGUAGCCGUAAAUGUUGUAGAAUUAGGUGGUAAAAAGCCUGUAAGUAUUGCUACAAGGUCUGGUGCAUGGAUUAUACCCAAUUAUAUCCUGGGUUUCCCAGCUGAUCAUUAUGCUUGCCGCCUUUUCUUAUGGCUUCCCUGGGGUUUGUCAAAUUUUAUCUUUGAAUUUGUAAUUAAGAGUGUGUCAGGGAGCCCAUGGCAGUUGAAUUUGAAUCCCAAAAUGCGUGCUCGUCAAACCCAGCCCACUGUUAGCCCCACAUUAGUGCAUCAUAUUCAGAGAAGAAAUGUGAUGGUAAAACCUAACAUUGCAGCAGUGGAAGGUAACAAAGUUGUCUUUACCGAUGGCACUAAAACUACCACAGACACAAUAGUCUGUUGUACUGGGUAUAAAAUUGAUUUACCAUUUUUAGAUAGUAGUUUAAAAGAUCUGGUUGUAGAAGAAAAUUCUAACAAGAUUAAGCUAUUCAAACAUGUCUUUGUUCCAGAAAUCGGAGCCUCUUUGGCAUUUAUAGGUUUUGUCCAGCCAACAUCGGGUGGAUUACUUUCAGUUUCUGAAAUCCAGGCGAGAUGGUUCUCUGAGCUUUGUAAAGGUGUGAUCAAACUCCCAUUGGUGGAAAAAAUGCAGCAAGAAAUUAAACAAGACCAGCAAAAAAAUGAGAGCACCUACUUUGCGUCAGCUAGACACACCAUUCAACAAGAUCCUUUGAAUUACAACGAUGAAAUUGCAUCUUAUUUUGGUGCGAAACCACAACUGUGGAAGCACCCAUCUUUAGCUUGGCAUUUGAUUGUAAGUUCAUGUGGUGCAGCUCAGUGGAGGUUACAAGGUCCACACAAGUGGAACAGGGCUAAAAACGUUGUGCAUGCUGUUCCAAUCACACCAUUGAUGCAUUAUGGCACCUUGUUUGUGCUUGUUUUAUUACUCUUGAUCAUAGGUUUCAUCAUAGUUAAAUGUUUUUAACUAAUAUCACAUGAACCCCAAAGUUCAUCUUGCUACAUUUAAAACAUUGUAAUCAAUUGCAAUUAAUUACAUAAAUAAUUUUGUCAUGUUAUGCUAUGGAUCAAUUUACAUAUAGAGUAACAUAUACUGUAGGAAAUUAAGUCAUUAUAAUUUAUCAUAUUUGUUUUCUAGAAAGCAGUAAAUUAAAUUUGAAUUUUAAAUCAUGAUAGAACAUUUCCAACAUUAUGUUAAUCAUUAGCGGUACUUGUUUUACUAGCAGAGGUAUAUGAUAUAUUAAAUACUAAGAUUUGUUGCAUGUGUUAUCAGGUCCAUCGACAUUUCACACUUCACUUUGAUUCUCCCUCUAAAUUGCAUCAAGGCUCAAAGAAAGUGCUGUCUGAUUGUCCAGGACAAGCAAAUUUUCCUGCUGGGCAAUUGACUUUCCAUUCUCGCCUGUUCAAUGGGCACAGGCCCCAGCAAGUUGUCUUUAAACUAAAUAACAAUAAUAAAAAAACAGUAAAUUAAGACUUGCCAAUGGCAAAUAAAAUGUAAGAGCUGCUUGUCCAAAGGGCAAGCUCCAAUUCAAGUUUGUUUCGAGCCCUGUUGCAUGCUUAACAAAUUAUACUUACCGGUAUUACAAAGUUAUAUUGAAACCAAAGUGUAGUAAACAUGCCAGAGGAACUUAUCAGGUUUCUUGAACU
Messenger RNA from Orbicella faveolata, 2756 nucleotides. Its product is annotated as flavin-containing monooxygenase 5-like. Gene Ontology annotation, molecular function: flavin adenine dinucleotide binding; N,N-dimethylaniline monooxygenase activity; NADP binding. Lineage: Eukaryota; Metazoa; Cnidaria; Anthozoa; Scleractinia; Merulinidae. The record is from RefSeq and is a predicted model, not a curated record.